AUGAUGAACAAGCUAUCGUCUUCUUCUCUUGGUAAUUGUGGUCAUUGGUUCGUUCGUCAGAGAAUCUGCCUCGCCUGUAAAACAAAGCCGAGCCUUGUCCAAGGCCAAAAAUUCAACUAUCUUUUCUCCGGUUUAGGUCUCAGCCACGAAGCUGUAUCCUUUACAAAGCGUCUCACAACCUUGACCUCACUUCACGGACACAAGAAGCUUCACUUGGUCCUUGACUUGGACCACACGCUAGUCCACUCCGUCAAGGCUUCCGAUCUUUCUGAAGCAGAGAAGUAUCUAAUCGAAUAUGAGAGAUCAGGUUCAAAGAAAAAUCUAUGGCAUUUCAGGGGCUGGUUAAUAAAGUCUCGACCUUUUGUUAACGAGUUCCUUAGAGAAGCAAACAAGCUUUUCAACAUGUAUGUUUACACAAAAGGCGAUUUCCGUUACGCUCAAGCUGUGGUGAGGGUGAUCGAUCCAAACAAAACCUAUUUCGGGGAUCGAGUGAUCACAAGAGGAGACAGUCCUAACACGAAGACACUUGAUCUUGUCUUAGCUGAUGAGCGUGGAAUCGUGAUUGUGGAUGAUACUGUUGAUGUUUGGCCUCAUCACAAGAGAAACUUGUUGCAGAUCAGCAAGUACUUUUAUUUCAAACACGGUUGCAUAAACAUAGAGUCGAAACCAUCGUACGCAGAGAGGAAGAGAGACGAGAGCAGAAGCAGAGGAUCAUUAGCGAACCUUCUAAAAUUCCUCAAGGAAGUUCACAAUGAGUUCUUUAGCUGUGGAGUUGAAGAAGAGUUAGAUACAAAGGACGUUAGGUUGCUGAUAAAGGGUCCCUUCAGACCACAUGGAUGUUGA
Eutrema salsugineum is the source of this 843-nucleotide messenger RNA. RefSeq names its product RNA polymerase II C-terminal domain phosphatase-like 4. Gene Ontology annotation, cellular component: nucleus. Lineage: Eukaryota; Viridiplantae; Streptophyta; Magnoliopsida; Brassicales; Brassicaceae. The transcript has a single exon. The coding region runs from base 1 to 843 and encodes 280 amino acids. Gene Ontology annotation, molecular function: RNA polymerase II CTD heptapeptide repeat phosphatase activity. The record is from RefSeq and is a predicted model, not a curated record.